Molecule: messenger RNA, 1961 nt
Organism: Paramacrobiotus metropolitanus
Lineage: Eukaryota; Metazoa; Tardigrada; Eutardigrada; Parachela; Macrobiotidae
Product: high affinity cationic amino acid transporter 1-like
Exons: 10
Coding region: 22-1932 (636 amino acids)
Biological process (GO): amino acid transport; transmembrane transport
Cellular component (GO): plasma membrane
Molecular function (GO): amino acid transmembrane transporter activity
Source: RefSeq, a predicted model, not a curated record
AAGCUUUUGACGGUUUUCCGAAUGUCUGGGAACUGGGAAGGCGAUCGGAUCACUGGAAACAUGGAAAAUGUUUUGGGCAGACUUCAUCAGGUUAUUUCCGAUUUGCCAUUAAAACUGACCCGUCGAAAGGUCAUUCGUACCAAUCCCCUUCAGACGGAUCUGCAACGUGUGUUAACAACAUGGGGCAUUAUUUUGUUCGGUAUUGGCCAGAUAUCUGGUGGUGGACCAUUUGUGGUUGCAGGAAGUGUUGCGCGUACUGCUGGGCCCGGUGUUGUUUUAUCGUUUGCCAUUUCUGGCGUGGUCGCCAUUAUGGCAGCUUUGUGCUUUGCUGAAUUUGCAUCCAUCAUCCCUCGCACCGGAUCCGGAUAUCUGUUUGCAUACGUGACAAUGGGAGAAUUCAUGGCAUUCUUCGUGGGAUGGCAAUUAAUGUUAGAUCAAAUCUUGUCGGUAUCCAGUGUGUGCAGCUCGAUUAGCGGCGCCAUCAAUGCCGCAUCCUCCGACGCCAUUCGUAACUUCACUAUUACGUACAUCGGGACUUUUAAAGCACCGGUCCUGGCUCCCUAUCCCGAUUUUGUGGGUGUAUUACUAACCAUUGUAGCGGCUUUUAUCAUGAGCUUUGGCUUAAGUCGUUCAGCAAUGGUCAGCAAUUCUUUGAAUGUGAUCAAUAUGAUCAUAAUACUGUUUUGCAUUGGAUAUGGGUUUGCACUGGGCAGUAUCGGUAACUGGCGAUACAAAGGAUUUUUUCCUUUCGGAUUCCGAGGUGUAAUGGAAGCGGCUUGUAACUGUUUCACGUCAUAUAUCGGAUUCGAGGGCAUCGCUUCAGCCGGAGAAGAAACCUUUAAUCCCCGGAAGACCAUACCGCGCGCCAUUCUAGGCGCCUUGUCAAUACUGAUUGUAUUGUAUGUGCUUAUGGCUGCAGCAAUAACCCUAGAAGUUCCAUUUGACCAACUGUCCACUCAAGCGGCUUUUCCAUCGGCUUUCCGGUAUCUCGGACUGGAAGGAGCGUCAGUUUUCGUAGGAAUUGGAAUUGCACUGGGCAUGUUUGGCAGCUUGAUUGGCAGUGUUUACGCCGUGGGUCGUACUGGGUAUGCCAUGGCAUCUGAUGGCUUACUCUUUCCGGUUUUUGCCCGGCUGUCUUCGGGAGUGAAUGCACCAGUAUGGGGCGAGAUGAUUUUUUGUUUUUUGGCCGCUGUUUUCACCCUGAUAUUUGAUCUGCGCAUACUCGUUGAAUUCCAAAAUGCCGGCACCCUGGUGGCGUACACUAUUGUUGCCGGCUGCUCGGUUAUUUUGCAUUAUCAGGCGAGGGUCAGAGUGUACAGUGAUGUCGAACCAGAACUAGAACCGUUCAGAAUAGCUGAUCCAGAUGAAGUAUCCAGUUCCCCUCGAAAUUGGCCAUUUUGCCAGAGAUGCACCUGGUUUUUUCCUGAGUUUGCAGUGGAUAUUGCGCUGGUCUGUUUUUGUAUAUUUAUGGGAUUGUUCCUUACGGCUUCGGUAUAUAUGGCGCAGAACAAAACGUCCUUUUCUCCGUGGACGUUCAUACCGGGAAUAUGUCUACUUAUCGGCGCACUCCUAUCAUUCAUUGUGAUUUUUGCGCAUCCAACGAGAAAAUUGCGAAUACCAUUUCGGAUGCCUUUUCCAACGAUGAUUCCGAUAGUGUCGAUUUUGUUGAAUUUAUCGCUUCUGGUAUUUGUUGCCGAAUUAACAUGGAUUCGCUUUGGUGCUUGGAUCAUUUUAGGUUUGGUAAUUUAUUUGUUUUACGGAAUGGAACAUAGUAAUAUCCGCAUUGAUGCCGAAACAGUUGGAACAGAUGCUCCCGGUGGGCGACUAGGGAAUAGUGAUGAAUUCAAGGAUUUCUCUCCUGGAGCCUUCAGGCGAACGCUGUCUAAUUUUAACGAGACAGAAUCCGAUGAAAAGUUACCGCUGUUGGGCUGAACAGAUUUUCUCAUCUUGAGGCUUUUUCU